Lactuca virosa is the source of this 1020-nucleotide messenger RNA. The record is from the annotation of a GenBank genome assembly. Lineage: Eukaryota; Viridiplantae; Streptophyta; Magnoliopsida; Asterales; Asteraceae.
AUGACAAGCAACAAUGAGGAGCCUGGUAGUGACUUUUUCUAUAAUGGGCCUGGGUAUGAGCAUAUGCAUGAGCAUGAGUCUGAGUCUGAGUCUGAGCAUGAGCCUGAGCCUGAGUCGCCAAAUCUUCAGACGACCAUUAUUCAGGUACACAGGGUGGAUCAAAUGAUGCAGAUUCGAAUGGCUCACAUAGACCAUUUAUCACGCGAAAGGGGUACAAGUUUGGGACACAAAAAAUCCAUUAGGAAUCAUAUAACAAAGCCCUAUUCAAAAAAAUAUGGUGAUGAUCCUACUCAACAUAAUGUGAAUGAUCUUGAAUUAUGGACCCAAAGACGGUUGGUUAGGAAAGGAGGGAAACAAAAGAGUCCUAUCUAUGCGGCAGGAUCCUCAAAUCUUCAUUUUCUGAUGACGGGUGCAUAUUCUUUCUGGUCAACUUCAUUUGUUGAUGCCUUUGCAAAGUCACAACAAGAGGUGAUGGUGAGGCCGACGGUGAUGAUUCACUCUGAAUCGGUGUCGAUUUUCGCUCUUGCCUUCAUAUUCAGUUUCUUGAUUUUGUGUUUUCCCCGAAGGCCAUCCGUUCCUUCAUUGCUAUUCAAUUAUCCACCGCUUUCCCUCGAUCGAUUUCCCUCAAACCUAUCCGACUACCAGAAAACACUCGCUUCUUGCACCGGUAAUCGUCGUUCUUGUCUUCAAGAUCGGAGCUCUACCGCCUUGGUCCAGUUACCACCAUGCUAUAGCUUCAAUUUCGUAUCUGUCCAUUAUUUUCGAUUGAGAGGCAAACAAUUUCAACAAUUCAGGGUUUUAAUCGUGGCUGUAUAUCCCCUUCUCCCCUGCACCCUACACAUCUGUUGGCUUCAUAAGAACCUGAGUCUUGCAUUUGUUACUGCCAUCCAUGAUAUUUGUGCUUCAUUAGCAGGCAUUGCUGACGUGGAUGCUUUUUCUGUUUUGAAAAGGAUGCCGAAAAUGCCCUUUUCUGGGAACCUCCUCUUCACAUAUUGUCUGAAUCAAGAAUUAGUGCAGUAG